This is a messenger RNA of Carica papaya (papaya), 2468 nucleotides long. RefSeq lists its product as uncharacterized. NCBI's taxonomy places the organism in Eukaryota, Viridiplantae, Streptophyta, Magnoliopsida, Brassicales, Caricaceae. The record is from RefSeq and is a predicted model, not a curated record.
UCUACCUGGUGUAGAGAGAGACAGAGGGAGAGAGAGAGAGAGAGAGAGAGAGAGAGAAGCAGAGCAAAACAGAGGGCGAUAUAGAAGGAGAAAGAGAUCCUCUCUUUAUCUUUUUUCCUUUUAUUUUCAUUUUUGUUUCUGUUUGGCUCUUCGAGCUAGCUAUGCCCUACUUCCGAAAAGCAGCAGUUCUACCACCAAUCACCAUCACUUGCAUCUUUUUCUCUCAUUUUAGGAGUAGUAGCCAAUCAGAGUAGAGUCUUUCUUGCGUGGGUUAGGGUGUUUGGUUAUGAUUCAAUCUUCUUCUUGAUCGAGCCUGUAAAAACCAAUGCUGGUUUUUCUUCAAUCAUUUGAAAAACCAAGGAUUUGCGUGAUCUGAGAUCAGGCACAACUUCUUUCUGAUUUGGGUCUUCAUUGUUCUUCUUCUUUCUUUCUUGUUUUCCCUCAAGAAGUUGGUUCUUUUUUUCCUCAAGAAAGUUGAGUUUUGCUUCGUUUGUGACCUUUGUUUGUUCGUUUUAGGUUUGGUUGUUUGUGGCGAUGCAGAAAGAUCAAGAGGAGAAGAAUUAUCCCUGCAGGUUCUGCAACAAGAGUUUUCCCACUGGGAAAGCUUUGGGGGGUCACGUAAGGGGUCAUUUGGCUGCAAAUUCAAUCAAAGACGAAGAAAUUCACAAUAAACGCAAUGUGGGUUAUGCGCUGAGAAAAAAGUCUCAGAAAUCUUGGAAAUUUUCAAGCGCCAAUCAUAACUCUGGCUCUGCUUCUUCUAGUACAAUCCACGAGAAUACGUGCAAAGUUUGUGGCAAAGAAUUUGGGUCAAUGAGAGCUCUGUUUGGUCACAUGAGGCAUCACUCAGGAAAAGACAAGAAAGGGUUUCAUUGCAAAGAGUGCGGCCAAGAGCUUCAGUCUUUGAGGGCUCUCACCAGUCAUGUGACAUUGCACCUUGGGGUUCCCAAUGAAUCAAGAACUAGUUCCAGCAACAGUCUGAUUGUAGAGAGCUUAACAUACAAUGAUACCGCGAAUCUGGCUCAGAGAAAGAGAUCGAAGAGAAUGAGGUACAAGAGUACUCCUACUUCUUCAUUUUCUAGCUUCAAUGAAUCUUCUUCUGUGACUGAGAUUGAGGAAGAAGUAGAAGAUGUUGCUAAUUGUUUGAUGAUGUUAUCUAAGGGUGUUGGCAAUUGGGGUAGAUUCAAUUUUGUUUUUACGCAAAAUAAUUUGAUCGGGGAUUCUCCUGGUAAUGUUUCUCUGACUUCUGAGGCUAAAUCAAUCUAUCAAAAUAAAGGAAUCCAGAAGAAUGAAAGUAGUUUUGCUUGUGCUGAUGAUCAGAUUUUCAGGAAGAGGAGACUGAAAGAGAAGUUGGGUUCUAGUGUUCCAGAUUCUUUUAAUGGUAACGGGGAUAAAAAGACUAAGGAAUGGAUUGAAUUUGGUGUUGGAAUUGAGGAGAAGAAGCCUGAACUGGAAGUUCCCAUGGAGAUUUGCAGAGAACUCGAGAUGCCUAAUUUGAAUGAUGAUGAAUCAGGAUUUGUCACGUAUGAUACUGAAAUAGAGAAAAAAGUUCUCAGUGAAAUGAAAUUGAAGGAUUCAGUGAAGUCCAGCUCCUGGAAGGAUGCUGGAUUUGAUUACUAUGAUACUGAAUUGGGAAUAAAUUCUUUCGGAAAGACUUUAUCAAGUUCAGAAUCCGGUAUACUGGAUGAUUCCCGGAAGAAAGCCGAAUUUCAGUGCAGGGUCUGCAAUAAGGUGUUCCACUCUUACCAAGCACUUGGAGGCCACCAAACACUUCACAGACCAAACAAGGCCUGCAUUUCUUUAAAGAUUGAUAAUGAAAAAAAUCUGCAGCUGGAAGUUCUUCCUGAAAUUGAGAUUAGUGGAAAGUUUGAAGCCAUUGAGAAUUCAAUUGGGCAGGAAAUCAAUGGAGGAACUGUGAGAUUAAGGGAAGGUAAAGAGCACAAAUGCCCUGUCUGUUUCAAGCUCUUCACAUCAGGCCAAGCUUUGGGAGGUCACAAGAGAGCUCACCAUUCCAAAAACUCGAAAGCUAGAGGGGAACAAGUCGCGAUGCAGCAAGAUUUUUCCGGUGUCCACAGCGUGCUUGAUCUUAAUCUUCCAGCCAUGGUUGAUGAGGAGGGAAAUGGUGAUGUUUUGGCUUCAAACCAAUGUGGGUUUGAACUUUGAAAUGAAGUCAAACAUGGGGAACUGAGAAAUUCUGAUGCAAGAUCUGCAUUUUCUGUAGUUUCCGAGAUUCAGACAACUAAUACUUGGUUACAGCUUAGUAUUUUCAAGUGGAGCAUUGGUUUGUAAAUUUUGAUGCUGCAAUAGGACAGUUUGGUGCUUUUAUCUUUUUUUCUUUUCUGUUUUGAGGUUUUCUUACAAAGAAAAAUCAAUACAUAGGUAGAGAAUAUGAAGCAAUGUUGUUGCUGAUGUUGACUGAAUUCCUGAAUUUGAUCAAGUUCAUUAGUUGAAGGAACAUAUAAGAAAUUAGU